AAUACCUCGUUAAAUGCAUUAACAUCACGGGAUGAUUUACAGAGUAAUCUAUCGUACGACAUUUAAUGUACAAUCGAAUGAAUUCAAUUUGAAACUAAUGUUUAACGAAAAUAAUGAUAAAAAGAGAAGCUGUAUACCUUCGUAAAUUGUUCUCAAAAUGUUAUGAAAGUACCGGUAGCGUCAUCAUUGGAGAGAAAAGAGGAAUCAUACUCUGCCGAUAAUAUACAAGCAAGAACCUUUUAGGUUAUAAUCUACGAAGCGAAAUUAUUUUUCUGUUGUCUAUUAAUAAAGUUCCUACAGUCUGCUAAACGGCCUUGUAUUAAUAAUAAUUGUACCGUACAUUCGUAGCUAUAUUUUCUUGACAGUGACAAAUAAAAGAUUCGUUCAACAAUGGAAGAAACAAGUCACGAGAAACGCAAAACUUGGACUGAUGAAGAACGAUUGGAACUUGCCGCGAAAUUAGAUGCCGAAUUAGACGAAUAUAUCAACAAUUUAGAAAAGAAACAGUAUACCGAAGGAUGGCCAGAAGAUCGAUGGGAAGAGGAAAUGGAAAAGCAUCCUUUUUUUAUGAAAAAGGCGCCAGAACCCGGAGAAGAACUCUCUCCCUUGAUGGAAGGACUGCAGCAACUGAAGUACGCAGAGGACGAAAAUACGCCAGAGGAACUUGCAAAUAAUUACAAGGACGAUGGAAAUUUCAAUUACAAAUAUAAAAAGUAUAGAUUAGCUGUUCUAAGUUACACAGAAGGUAUAAAAACCAAGUGCAAAGAUUCUGAUUUGAUGGCUCAGCUGUAUAAUAAUAGAGCUGCUGCACAACUUAUGUUAAAGAAUUAUAGAUCUAGUUUAAAUGAUUGCAAGCUUGCUUUGAAAUUGAAACCAAAUUAUGUAAAAGUUUUAAACAGAGCUGCUACUUGUUGUUUCCAUAUAAAAGAUUACAAUCAAUGCAUAGAUUUCUGUGAUCAAUUGCUCAGUGACUCUCCUACUGACAAAACGAUAUUAAAUUUCAAGUCUCAAGCAAUGGAUGCCAGAGAACAUUUAAAAAGAGAUAAAAGAAAGCAAGAUAGAUUAGAAAAGAAAUUAGAUAAAGAAGAACAAGAAUUGAUAGAUAUCAUAAAGAACAAGGGGAUUAAUUUAGAAUUAACAGAGGGGAAGAGAAGUCCUGAUUUAAAGGACUUGGAACCUCAAGUGCCGCAGAUAGCACAGAGUAGGGUUCACUUGGAUGAACACAAUAAGCUUAUUUGGCCAGUAAUGAUUUUAUAUCCAGAAACGCAACAGACUGAUUUUAUACAAAAUUUUCACGAGGACACAACACUGUUAGAACAAUUGGAACUAUUAUUUACCGAACCACCGGAGUGGGAUUCAAAAAAACGUUAUACUACUCGGAAUAUAAAUGUUUACUUUGAAGGCAAAGAUAAAUGUUCGUUGCAUAAAGUAAACUAUCGACAUACUCUGGGGGAAAUAUUGAAAGAUCCGCGAUUCAUCGUCCGCGGCGGAACUCCAGCGUUUUUGAUAUUCGUGAAAUCCAGCGAAGCGGAGAAGCGAUUUUUAAGCAAAACGAGACCCUGUCCGACGCGUGGCGGGUCAAUUUUCUUCAAAACGGUGAAAAGCAACUCACGAAACACGGCGAACCACUACGGGAUCCACUACACGGGCUCGUACGCGUACAGCAACGGAGCACCGAGCGUGUACAGCAGCUAUCCGGCGCACCACGGUGGCUUCGUUCAGCCCCAUCUCCAUGAGGAUUACCGGCCGAUUUACUUUUACGUAGCCCAGCCGUACACCAUACCAUAUACGUUCGCCAAGAGACCAAGACCGUCCUCCUCGUCGCUCCUCAGGACCGGGAAACCACGUCGCGUAAAAUUCUCCAAAAACCAGGACUUCGCGCAGAAGAUCAAGCAGGGCGAGUUCUCGAGGAGCCUCAGCCAGGUGCACUUCGUCGAGAAUCAGGGACAAGUGAUCUCAAACUAUCCGAAGGCUGGUCCGGCCCGUGAUCCAAGGAUGACGUCUAUGUUCCGGAGGGGUACCAUCUUCGCGACGUUCUUCCUCUCGCUGCUGGGCGGUGGCUUGGUCUGCGCUGCUCUGGUCACCCAACACUGGGUAGAAGCGCGACCUCUGAGGACGCCGAACCCUCAAGAGAGCGCCGGCCGGGUCCACUUCGGGCUUCUGCAGGGAAAGAAGGAACUGAACGUCGCCUACGGCUGGAGAACUUAUCACAUAUCCGUGCCUCAAAUGAUCAAGCAAGACCCGACGGUGAUGUCCUGGGGCCUGUGGAUCAGCACUUUGACGACGACCUCGGCUGCUCUCGUCACCGCUGCUCUGGCUGCUCUCCUCGCGGUUCUCAACACAGCCACUUCCCCCAGGUCAAAGAUCCUCUCGGAUCCCGGGGUGUACUUCAUCAAUAUCUUAACGCUGUUGAUGUGCAUGGCGAGCACGAGCACCUGGUUGGCACAGUAUUACACGAAGCUAUACUUCAAUGUGCUUCCAAAGGAGGACAUCGACAAUAUGUGGACUAGCGAAGGCUCCGCCGAGCUUGGUUAUUCAUUUUGGCUGGUGGUGUGUGCCGGCGUGGUGCAUUUAAUCAGCAUAGCGCUGGUCGGCUGGGGCUCAGGACGGGACAAGAUAGAACGACUAGAGACAAUUCCGGCGCUGGAGGAAAAGACAGCAGCGGCAAUAAUGCUGUAUUGAACACCAGCGACUCCCGAGAGUCGGACUCAAAGACGGGAGAAAGAGAGAUCCAUCAGAAGAAUUGCAUUUUGUACGGAGUAACGCUCGCGUGUCUGUCUGCUCGCACGUCUGUCCGCGGCAUGUCGACGACGUGGAGAGUGCAGAGUCGCAGAAAAAGCCGGAGUCGAUUCGGAGGAAAGCAGACCGCGAUAUUUUCUGCUGUUUUUCGAGAGGCGACAAGUUCCUAGAUGUCUAUUAGCACGCUUAGCAUCGUAGCUUUAAAAGGAAAGGAAGAAAACGGGCACGUUAACGGGAUUCGAAACCAUCGUACGUCGUCGAACUCGAAAUUGGAAAAAUUCUUCGUAGGUAGUUUCAGUUGUACGAUUCAAUUACUGCACGAUGAUACACACGCGAAUUCCUUUCGGAAAUGAAAUAAAUAUGAAUUAUACAUCGACGCAUGGAAUCGAAAUUAAAAUUUCGUGAAAUCGAGCGCAAGAGGGGAUUGCGAUUUCCAAUCGAUCGGAACAUUAGUUUCUGGUCGAAUGUUUUCCAUUUUUUGUAAAAAAAAAGCAAGAAAUGUAGUCACGAGAUUCUCAGACUGCUGAAAUUAUCGACAAUGGAAAUCAGGCCCGUGUUGUAAUUAAUCGUUCCCGUGCGAAAUUGCAUCGUAAUAUCGCGUGAUUCGAAACAUUCUUAAUAAUUUAGCACGCGUUUGACAAAGUGUGCGCUACGUACGAUUUGGCUGUAACCCUUUUUGAGAAGUAUUUUGUUAUAGCCAUAAAGCCUUGCUAUAUCUUUACUAUUCUUUUAUUCUCUACUUUUUACAGAUGUUUGUUAAUCCUUAUUCGAUCGUUUAGGAACUUCCAAGCGCUUCUCGCGUACAAUACGAUUAACAACUAGAAUCGUAAGUAUAGCAAAUAUCUUGCCUUUUAGCUGAACGAAAGCAAAAGAAAGGAUGAGUUCGUUAGUAAAACAAUGCGUUCAUAUCAUGUUUAAAUCCAUGUUCGAAACGAUAAGUAGGAUGUAAAUAGAAACGGAAUUCGAUACUCUGUAGUGAUUUAUUUAUUAUGUAGUAUCUUAAUUAUUAACUAUAUCAUAAAUGUAAUAAAACAAUUAAAAAGACAA
Messenger RNA from Ceratina calcarata, 3786 nucleotides. RefSeq lists its product as uncharacterized. Gene Ontology annotation, biological process: protein folding. Gene Ontology annotation, molecular function: Hsp90 protein binding; Hsp70 protein binding. NCBI's taxonomy places the organism in Eukaryota, Metazoa, Arthropoda, Insecta, Hymenoptera, Apidae. The transcript is spliced from 11 exons. The coding region runs from base 391 to 2682 and encodes 763 amino acids. The record is from RefSeq and is a predicted model, not a curated record. Gene Ontology annotation, cellular component: nucleus; cytosol.